AUGUCAGACCGUGAGGCCACUAGAAAGUCUACUAACCGGGUUAUCCGCCGACGUCGCAAAUGUCUUGCCUGCGACGCUUGCUCCAAGAGAAAGCAACAGCAUCUCAUUCCAAAUCCUGUUAUUCCCUCACCCGCGGGUGCUUCUCAUAGCAGUCCAGAUUUGGCGCGGAAUCCGGAGGUUGCACACACAGAGACUCCCGAUCCUAACCUGCACUUUCCAGGACUGGCCUUGAGGAAUAUCUGUGUGUUCAAUGGCUUGCCCUUCUUUUCCUCGGGGGGUCGACAGUGGAUCAAGGCACAGACAGGCGAAGACGUGAAUCUGAACCAAUAUCAACCCCUGAGGCGGAUCUCGUCGCUUCGUCCCACGGCCACUCGUACCAUACACCUGCCAAGUGAACGCCUUCUUCUUAAACGCUUCGAGGAGUAUAAGUCGUCGGUCUUUUCUCAGAUAUUCCCCUUCAUUAACCCGCAUUUUUUCGAGGACACAGUUCGGGCGGCUUAUCGAGAGCAAUCUCCUUUAAAUUAUAGCAAUGAUAGCGCCAAAGCAUGUAUCUUUGCAUUCAUGGCAGUUACUGCUAUGUUCUUUAAUUCUGCAGAAAAUCAUGAGACUGACGACUCGGAUUAUUAUGCCUACGCUGCUUAUGAUUUAAUACCAGGGUUCUUUCGGGACUCCAUAACAGUAGAAGGGCUACAGGCAUUACUUAUGCUGUGCCUCUACAGUCAAUCUGUCCUAGGCGACCAGUUGGGUGUGGAACUAUUGUUUGCAACUGCAACCCGAUUUGUCUUCCACUUUGGCGGGCAUAUCUUCCCUAAAACCGUUGAUGUUGGUGAGGUCGGCCGCAGAUCUUUAGACCUGCGAUUGCAUAUCCGGAAUUUGUUCUGGCUCUGCUACAUAUUUAACCAAGAGUACAGCCUGCGGACGGGUCUUCCUCCUAGUCUUGACGAUGCACACUGUGAUCUCACACUUUGUGAAACCGCUACCACACAUGCUCAGAAUAUAGGGGUGUUAGGGUGUUCACCUCUCUUCAUCCCAUUCGCGCGCAUGGCGACCAUCCAAUCGCAGAUCUAUCGCAGACUUUACUCUGUCGUAGCUCGAAACAAAACGGAUGCUGAACUCCUGUCCACCAUUCGUGAUCUUGAUCAGCUUUUAGAAGACUGGAAGCUCUCAAUCCCCAUGAAUGUACGACCAUCCCUUACGCAUCGUCCAACGGGUGGUGAGGAUAUGCCAUCGUCUAUCUUUCAACUACAAUAUCAUUAUUGUAUGGCAACAAUCCAUCAAAUAAGUGACAGGGCGCUUAUCAUAUUUCUUUCUAGUUUCUGCCUUCCUUAUGUUACCGCCGCGAUGAUCCACCUCUUUUGUGAUAUCCUCCUCCACCCUCGUGAUAAGGCCUGUCAUGCUAGUCUUGAAUUAAUGGACAUGGCUCGGGACCGCAUGUUGGCACAGCUAUGGCCGCAGGCUCCUAGUUCUUUCAAGAUGCAGGUCCAGUUCGUGAAGGGCCUCAGUAUAGAAUUACAACGCCUUGCGCAAAGUGCAAUGCGGAAGGCGAGAGUCUGA
This is a messenger RNA of Aspergillus pseudotamarii, 1554 nucleotides long. Its product is annotated as fungal specific transcription factor domain-containing protein. Gene Ontology annotation, biological process: DNA-templated transcription. Gene Ontology annotation, molecular function: DNA binding; zinc ion binding. The record is from RefSeq and is a predicted model, not a curated record. The coding region runs from base 1 to 1554 and encodes 517 amino acids. The transcript is spliced from 6 exons. NCBI's taxonomy places the organism in Eukaryota, Fungi, Ascomycota, Eurotiomycetes, Eurotiales, Aspergillaceae.